CAGAAGGGCCCAGGCCGGGCUUGGAGAGCUCAGCUGGGACCGCAUGGUCAGAGGGACAGGAGCGGGAAGGCAGGACCAUGUGGCUGCCCCCUGCUCUGCUCCUUCUCAGCCUCCCAGGAUGCUUCUUCUCCAUCCUGGGCCCAGUGUCAGUGAGAGGCCCAGAGCAGGGGUCAGUGACCGUGAAAUGUCACUAUAACCCAAGAUGGAAGGCUUACAACAAGUGGUGGUGUCAAGGAGCAAACUGGAAUGUUUGCCGGAUCCUCGUUCAAACCACAAGGUCAGAGAAAGAAAGGAAGAGUGGCCGGGUGUCCAUCAGAGACAAUCAGAGAAAUCACUCGUUUGAAGUGACCAUGGAGAGGCUCAGGCAAGAGGACACGGACACAUAUUGGUGUGGAAUUGAGAAAAGGGGAACUGACCUUGGGGUAAAAGUUAUAGUGACUGUUGACCCAGUGGAAACUGCCUCCUUGUCUCCUACGUCACCCUCCAGGCCUGAAGAGAUGAUGUCCUCUGUCUCCUACCAAAGGACCCACUACAUGCUCCUGGUGUUUGUGAAGGUGCCUGCCUUGCUCAUCUUGGCCGGUGCUGUCCUCUGGCUGAAGACACCUCUGAGAGUCCCCAAGGAACAAUGGAGACAGCCUAUCAGAAUGAAUUUGAACUCAGAACGUCUCACCAAAGACACGGCUCCUUAGACCAGGAGAUAAGUGGAGCACCCCCAUGUUACACCCCACUUUCAGAGACCUGGGCUGUGGAAGAAUUCCUCCCAUGUCCUCAGCAGGACAGUGACUGAUGCUGGCCCACAGAGGCCGGGACCUCCGCUCCGCACAGCUUAGGGCAUGGCCCCGGCCCCUCCUGAGCUGUCAUGGCACCUGCAUGGCCUUGCUCCUGCUUCUUUAGGAAGCAGACAUCACAUCCCACCUACCUUUCCAGGGCUGGCUCAGGGUCAGGGCUGCCAGGAUGGAGUCCAACCUGCUGUGGCCCCUGCCGGAAAAGCUCAGGCAAAACCUGGGACAGAAGCGACGAGAGGGCAGAAGGGACUCACUCCACACUCUCCUGUUAAA
This is a messenger RNA of Jaculus jaculus (lesser Egyptian jerboa), 1058 nucleotides long. It is a transcript of the gene Cd300lb, whose product is annotated as CD300 molecule like family member b. Gene Ontology annotation, cellular component: plasma membrane. The record is from RefSeq and is a predicted model, not a curated record. The transcript is spliced from 4 exons. Lineage: Eukaryota; Metazoa; Chordata; Mammalia; Rodentia; Dipodidae. Gene Ontology annotation, molecular function: transmembrane signaling receptor activity. Bases 78 to 689 code for a protein of 203 amino acids.